Molecule: messenger RNA, 2283 nt
Organism: Candidozyma duobushaemuli
Lineage: Eukaryota; Fungi; Ascomycota; Pichiomycetes; Serinales; Metschnikowiaceae
Product: DEAH-box RNA-dependent ATPase
Exons: 2
Coding region: 1-2283 (760 amino acids)
Cellular component (GO): catalytic step 2 spliceosome; intracellular anatomical structure
Molecular function (GO): ATP binding; RNA binding
Source: RefSeq, a predicted model, not a curated record
AUGUCAACAAUAAGUGGAAAGGGGCACCGGAGGAGAAAAGACCUCUGGGAUGAUGACGAAGACGGAUUGAGAAAAGGGGUUACCGCAGAAAGCCCAUCAACAGAAGUUGAGGAGAAUGAGCUGAAUCUACUGCAGCCGAUUGACAUGGACGAUGCUCGAAAGACAUCUAGAGAAGCAUAUCUCAAGAAGCGUCUUGAAACAAGGCUCUAUGAUCUAGAAGCGGAUGUUCAACGCCUUGAAGUACGCUCAGAUCUCAGUGCAAAAGAGGCCCAAGAGUACAGAGACAAGAAGGAGCUCAUUGAAUCCAUUCGCUUCACUAAGGAUACAGACAAACUCGAGGAAUACAAUCUACCUGGAAGCGAUGAGACUAGUUCUGAUGCUGACCGGAAGCGCAAGAGAAAACUUCUCUCCACCAAGGCUCAACCUGAGCCAGAAACGAUAGAUACAAAGAAGAAGUUCAGGUUUGAGAAUCAAUGGGAACUUGAUCAGCUUCGGAAAGCCAACGAGAUCAAAGCAGCCAAUCCUGAUCAGAUACAGGUAAAGCUGGAUCAACAGUACGAGUACGUGUUUGAUGACUCACAAUUCAUUGACUUCGCUGAAGAGGAUGCGUCGGCAGAUGUUUCCAAUGACGAAGAGCCUGUGUCUGUUGAGACUUCGAAUCGUAAAACCAUGAGAGAAGUGAGAGAGUCAUUACCAGUGUUCAAAUUCAGGGAAGAAUUUCUCAAGAAGGUGGAAGACAAUCAGGUUCUUAUUGUUGUGGGAGAAACGGGAUCGGGUAAGACAACCCAACUUCCGCAGUAUUUGAUGGAGGCCGGGUACACAAAAUCACGCAAUGAUAAAAAUCAGAUUAGAAAAGUGGGAUGUACUCAGCCAAGACGAGUGGCUGCGACCUCGGUUGCUACAAGAGUCGCUGACGAGGUCGGAUGUCAGCUAGGUGCUGAGGUGGGUUACAGCAUUCGUUUUGAGGAGAGCACAUCUGAGAUGACAGAGAUCAAGUAUCUCACUGAUGGUAUGCUAUUACGAGAAUUCCUCACAGACCCGUUACUUUCGACAUACAGCGCUCUUAUGAUCGAUGAGGCUCACGAACGAACUGUCUCAACCGAAAUAGUGUUGGGAUUACUCAAAGAUGUCAUCCGAGAACGAAAGGAUUUGAGGCUCAUUGUCGCUUCUGCAACGAUCAAUGCAUCUAAGUUCUCGGACUACUUUGACAAUGCACCCAUCUUCAAGAUUCCGGGCAGGAGAUAUCCUGUCGAUGUCUGCUACACAAAGAACCCCGAAGCGAACUAUAUUCAAGCAGCUAUAACGACAAUCUUUCAAAUUCACACUACUUCAGAAAGCUCUGGGGAUAUUCUUGUAUUCUUGACAGGUCAAGAUGAGAUAGAAACGAUGAAUGAGACAUUGGUGGAUGCGUGCGAUAAACUUGGCUCCCUGAUAAAGAAACUAAUAAUUGCUCCUAUCUAUGCCAAUCUUCCUCCAAAACAGCAGCAGCGUAUUUUUGAACCAACUCCUCCCGAUGCUCGGAAGGUAGUGCUUGCAACGAACAUUGCGGAAACAUCGAUCACGAUAGAUGGUAUCAAGUACGUUAUUGACCCGGGAUAUGUGAAAGAAAAUGUAUUCAAUCCCAGAACAGGAAUGGAAAGUCUUGUCGUUGUUCCCUGUUCAAGAGCGUCGGCGGAUCAGAGAGCAGGUAGAGCAGGAAGAGUCGGUCCUGGAAAAUGUUACCGCCUCUUCACAAAAUGGUCAUUUUACAAUGAGUUACAAGCCAACCCAACUCCUGAGAUUCAACGUACAAACUUGAGCCUGAUUAUUCUUAUGCUUUUGUCAAUGGGAAUUACUGAUUUGAUCCACUUCGACUUCAUGGAUCCACCUUCUUCGCAAACACUCAUUAAAUCCUUCGAGCUUCUAUACGCACUUGGUGCCCUCAAUCUGAGAGGUCAAAUAACGGAUACUGGUCGAAAGAUGGCUGAGUUUCCAAUGGAUCCCAUGUUUUGCAAAACACUCUUGAAAAGUGCUGACUAUGGUGUUACUCAAGACAUUCUUUCCAUAAUGGCCUUGCUAUCUGAAUCAUCUUCUCUUUUCUUCCGUCCGAAAGACAAGAGGGAACAGGCUGAUAAAAAGAAGGAGGCAUUCCAGCAUGAAGUGGGUGAUCAUCUUACUCUACUUAACAUCUGGAAUGAGUGGGAAGACACUGGCUUCUCGAAUAUUUGGGCAGAAGAAAACUUUCUUCAAUACCGUACAUUGAAAAGAGCAAAGGAGAGCCUGGUGACAAAGAUUGAGGAGUAG